Molecule: messenger RNA, 174 nt
Organism: Wallemia ichthyophaga EXF-994
Lineage: Eukaryota; Fungi; Basidiomycota; Wallemiomycetes; Wallemiales; Wallemiaceae
Exons: 3
Coding region: 1-174 (57 amino acids)
Source: RefSeq, a predicted model, not a curated record
AUGAGCAGCGCUAGGAAGCCAGAAGAUAUGACAGACAAAGAGCUCAAGGAGGGCAUAGUAGCGAUGGAGGCUGAGAUUGGUGGCUGCGAAGAAGCGGAGAGAGUGCGCAAGGAGUACAUAAACAAGCUAGAAGAGUACAAUUACUUUAAGGAUAUUGGACAGAAUCGCAGAUAG